AUGAGCAGCGGCAUUCACCGAAAGCGUUUGGCUUGCGUGGAAUGUACUCGUCGUAAAGUCAAGUGCGACAAGAUUCUUCCAUGCCGUAACUGCGCCAGAAAAGGCACCCCAUGCACUCGGCCGCGCGAGCGGGCUUCCCCGAACCCCAGUGUUGCUGCGUCCGAGGGACAUGAGCGGCACAUUUUUUUUCGGUCGAGCGCAGAUUCUCCACAGGUGAUUGAGAGGCUUCAGUCUCGGGUCAAUCAGCUUGAGUCGGCGCUGAAAGAAGCUACCGAGACCGCAUCACGUCCGACCAUACCGAGGCCCCAAGUGCAGCUCAACAGCAAUUCAUUCUCGCCGGCCGAGUCAGUUCCAAUCGAAGCCUCUCCGAGAACUCCGCCUACUUCGACUCCCACGGUACAUACGAUACAUACCGAGGCAGAGAAUACGCCGAAUGAAGUGGAAGAUGCAGCGACAAUCCUUGAAUUUCUAGCCUGGGGUCGCCGCAAGGAUCCCAUUUAUCAUGAUGAGAUCGCAAAAAGAAACAAUAUUGACCAUUCUCCCGGUGAUAUCCCGGCGGAGGAUGACUGGGAUGAUAUCCGCACGCAGCGGAUAUCCGCAGGAUCAUUCUCUCAGGCCCUACUGCCUACGAAAGCAAAAGUCUAUCAAUUGGUAGAUUACCACUGCACAUGUUUGCUAUGGUACCAUGGGGCGUUUCACGCAAAGACCUUCAUGCAAGAGCUUAACGAAUUUUAUGAGAAGGGAGAUGGCCGCGUCGAUGGGUCCUGCGUCAAUUUACAAUGGGUAUCCCUUCUGUUCGCUGUCCUCACGGGGUCCAUGGCUAGUGCACCGUCGUCAAUGGCACAAUCAUGGGGAUUCCGAGGACGAGAAAGAAACUCUCUCUCUAAGCGCUGGCUUAAGGCCUCGAUCGCCUGUUUGCAUGAAGCCGAUUACAUGGCGUGUCAUUCUAUCUACUCUGUCGAGGCAAUAGCGACUCUUACUAUAUCCGCACACAUGCUUGGCCAUUCGAAUGGAUUCUCGGUACUCCUUGCCUCGGGUGUUCGCAUAGCUCAAGGACUUGGACUUCAUCAACUUGGCGAAGAAAGUGAUGCUCGGGCGACCGAUGUCGUAGGUCGAGAAGUUGGCCGGCGUAUCUGGUGUCAGCUGUGCAUUCAAGAUUGGUUUUCAAUUCCAUUCACCGAGAGCUAUUUGAUUCAUCGGCUAGGGUUCAAUACUAAGAAACCGCAAAACUGCAACAAUGAUAUUUGCAGUCUUCCAGAGGAUCAUCCGACCGUGACCAGCUACUCGCGUUUAUUCUACGAGAUUGCAGCGCUGAUGCCAGAUCUCCAGGAUGAUGUCACCUCGUGCAACACUUUGUACACCAAAUAUGAAGAAGUCCUGAAGUACGAUCGACGACUGCGCACUUUAGCAACACAGCAUCUUCCAUAUUACUUGCAGAAUGUACAUUUGGAUCCAGCGUGGCCGUGCUACGUGCCAUGGGCACGACGCAGCUUGGCCAUCAGCUCUGCGCACAAAGUGAUCAUGAUCCACCGAAAGUUCUUGAGCUUGAGCUUCGUGAACCCAAUGUUCGAAUUCACUCGCAAAACGUGUGUGGCGGCCUCAAGAACAAUCAUCAAGGAGCAGAAAGAGGCUACUCGAGAUGGUGGGCCGAUGUUGUGGAUUCAUCAAGCGUUCAGCGUCACUGCAAGCAUCAUUUUGUGUCUAGAAAUGUGCCAUCAGCCCGGCCCAGACCGCCAAUCCGCCGAGCAUCGGCAGCUCAUUGAGGAUGGAAUUGAGAUCCUUACACACUGCGAGUCCGACAUGAUCGCUCGACGCGGUGUCUCCCUCCUCAGAGCAAUGUUGGACGCCGAGCAGAAAGGAUACAGAGAGAGGCAACAGGUCGCAGAACUUCGCGGGUCACAGUUGCUUGGUGUGGACGCAUCGCGCGACGGCAUGGACAUUGCAGGUAUUAUUCGAACAUUUUAUCAACGGGAUCAGGCAAGUUCAGCCCGACCGAUGCUUCCAAGUCGACCACCAUGGAAAGCGACCGGGCAUGAACAUUGGAGUGAAAUGACAGGUGAUGAAACGGGCAUGAUGCCAAAUGUGGAUUUCAUCGCGCCGCUAGGAGUUGAUUAUGCGGAAGGGCUAGAUGAUAUCCUAAGUUUGGCAACUAACUACCUUAAUUAG
Molecule: messenger RNA, 2166 nt
Organism: Penicillium atrosanguineum
Lineage: Eukaryota; Fungi; Ascomycota; Eurotiomycetes; Eurotiales; Aspergillaceae
Exons: 2
Coding region: 1-2166 (721 amino acids)
Biological process (GO): regulation of DNA-templated transcription
Molecular function (GO): zinc ion binding; DNA-binding transcription factor activity, RNA polymerase II-specific
Source: RefSeq, a predicted model, not a curated record